UCCUCUAAAUCCUGCACUUUGGACAGCGUGUAGAUAAAGUUCCUGUGUUUCAGAAGACAGAGACACAUUUACUACGGCUGAAUCCCUCCUGACUGCAGCGGCUGGCGGGUUACACAUUCAGAUAUAUGAUUAAAAAAAGCUCCAGAGUUUCCUUUGUCGACGUGAAACAUCCCGAGUGGCUCAACAAAGUGGUCGCCGUCUGUGCAGCAUUCAAAAGGUCCGCCGUCCGGAGAGACAGGUGUUGGAAUGAACAGGUCCAGGUCCAGCUGGGAUAAAAAAGCCCCCCAGCCUCCGGUCACCAGAAUAACUCGCAGCUCCAGCUCCCAGGCCAGGCACAGCGAGCCCACACAGAACUGGGACUCCGGGCCGGGUCCGUAUGGAAAACAACGAAAGAAGCAGACGGACUCUGCUUUGGCCCAGGACCUCAGUCAGAUGAGUGUUAGUGGGCAGGACGGCUUACCGACCAGUAAAGGAAAGAUGUCCCCAGGCAGCAGUGAGCCUGUGCAGGUCAAUCAGUCCUCUGGGUCCAGACCUGACCGGGGCAGUCCGUUGCUGUCUGCUGCCAAGUCCUCAUCCCGGGGCGGUCUGGCCCCCGUGGCUCGGCUGGUGAAGCUCGGCCGCUGUAAGAAUGUGGUGGUGGUGGCCGGAGCAGGAAUCAGCACAGCCAGCGGCAUCCCGGACUUCAGAACUCCAGGAACAGGUCUUUACGCCAACUUGGAGAAGUACAACAUCCCUUAUCCAGAAGCUAUUUUCAACAUCGACUACUUCUCCAACGACCCGCAGCCUUUCUUCUCCCUGGCCAAAGCUCUGUAUCCUGGCAGCCACCGACCCAACUACAUACACUACUUCAUCCGCAUGCUCCACCACAAAGGCCUGCUGCUCCGAAUGUACACCCAGAAUAUUGACGGACUGGAGAAACUGUGUGGCAUCCCAGAUGACAAACUUGUGGAGGCUCACGGUAGUUUUGCCACAGCUUCCUGCCACCUGUGCUACACCACGUACCCUGCUGAGGAGGCUAAGCAUGCCAUAAUGAAUGACAACGUGCCCAUAUGCUCAUUCUGCGCUGCAACAGUCAAACCAGACGUUGUGUUUUUUGGAGAGGACCUUCCUCAGAAGUACUUCCUCCACACUGAAGACUUCCCCAAAGCUGAUCUGCUCAUCAUUAUGGGCACAUCUUUACAGAUUGAGCCGUUUGCCAGCCUGGUGAACACGGUGCGCUCCACUGUGCCACGCCUCCUCCUCAACCGACACGCCGUGGGUCCCUUUGAGAAGGUCCCUCGGCGGAGAGGAGACCACAUGGAGCUGGGUGACCUGGAGGAUACAGUGCGGAGGUUUGCAGAAAUGCUUGGCUGGAACGCUGAGAUAGAAAAGCUGAUGAGGACUCAGGAAACACUGCAGAGCAUCCCUGCAUUGAUCAGCAGCCCUCCAUCAGUGGACAGCCAGAGCAGAGAAGAUUCAGAGCCUCCAGGUAGGAUGGAGACAUCCAGGUCCAGACCAGGAGCUCCAAGAGCAGCCAGCAGCGGCAGCGAGGAGACGGACUCCGAGACAGACAGCAAGAGCUCUGCGUCCUCCAGCCCGAGUAACUGACACUUAAGGCUUCAAAAACGAUGGCACUGGAAAGGUUUGAGACAGUUUCUCAUAAAGACUGUUCUCCUGUGUGCUGUCAGCUGGUCAUUCUCCUCUGCUGGGAAAUGCUUCUUGUUGUGUGCAUUGGAGCGACAGUCCAAUCUUACCUCUUCAUCUGCGAGUCAGUUCAAGCUAUGUUCAUAUGUAAAUCAAGAAAUCCUAUCGAAUGCAGUUUAUCAAGCUCAACAAGCACAUUUAAAGCACUUAUAGAAGGAGGGUCCAUAUAGAACACUAGGGAAUAAAUGAGUCCUGCAACAAAUAUUCUAAUGUUACUUCAGGUGUUUUUAUGUUCAUGUCAGUAAACUUGUUAAUGUUUUAUAUCAGCACAACACUGUAUUUUAAGCAAUAUUUAAUAAAAGUAUUGUG
Chelmon rostratus (copperband butterflyfish) is the source of this 1992-nucleotide messenger RNA. RefSeq lists its product as uncharacterized. The transcript is spliced from 8 exons. Gene Ontology annotation, molecular function: NAD+ binding. NCBI's taxonomy places the organism in Eukaryota, Metazoa, Chordata, Actinopteri, Chaetodontiformes, Chaetodontidae. The coding region runs from base 247 to 1587 and encodes 446 amino acids. The record is from RefSeq and is a predicted model, not a curated record.